AUGAAAAAAAUCCCCUUCUUUAAACACGAAGAUCAAUUUCUAUUUUACAUCAAAUUAGGAUAAAACUAGACAGAAUUAAUUUGUUAAGAGUGUGCUUAGGAGCCUAAAUAUGGUCGCUUAGAUACGAGUCAAUAAAAUUUAAUUCAUUUAGGAAUGAAUUGCUAAAUAUCAAUAAUAAGAUCAUUAAUUUAGAUUAAUUUAAAUAAUUAAUAGGAAACAUUGAAUAAAUUGGAGAUUCAAUCAAUAAUUAAAAAAUUGAGUAGAAUGAAAGGGGUCUCCAUUAAUACAUAUUAGAUCUUAAUAAAAAUAAUUGUAAAGAAUUGAAUAUAGUUUUGCUUAAUAUAUUAAAUGGAAUAAAACGAGAGACGAAGAAUUUAAAUGAGGAAUAAUGUAUAUAAUCUUUAAAGUUCAAUGAAUAAUUUAAAACGAUAGAUCAUUGCAAAUCAGAACUUAUGGAUCUUUCUUAACUUCUAUAUUUUGAAGAGCAAAUAUUGUCUGACUAUUAUAAGUUAAAAAUAAUUAACAAAAUUGAAUCAACAUAGAAUAAAAGAAUAUGUUGUCUUAAACCAAUAUUUUUAAGUAAUAGGGAUGGAUUGAGUGGGUUUAACUUUAGGAGCAAAGUAAAAGGCAAAUCAAAUUUGUUAAUGAUAUUUAAUCUAAAAGUAGAUAUAUUAUUGGCGGGUAUACACCUUGUAAAUGAAAUUAUAAUUUAAAUUCUUAUGUUUAAGACGACACACUGUCAUCUUUCUUGUUUUCUUAUACUCAUGAUGAAAUAUAUCCUGUAAAGAGAGACCAAUAAGCAUAUGCCAUUCACUGCAACUAAUCAUAUGGACCUAUAUUUGGUGCUGGCCAUGAUUUGUACAUCGGAUCAGAUUUUUAAAGUGGAUCAUCAACCUUUGGACAUUCUUAUUGGUGUGAAGAUUAACAUGUUGCUAAAAAUACACAUUUAUUUGGGUAAUCAACUCCAAACAUAGAAGAAUGUGAGAUAUUUGAAGUGUUAUUUAUAUGAAUGUAUAAAAAAAUAUAAUAUAUAGCAAACCUAGUAUUAUAACUUAUUGUGUUUGGUUUAAUAAAACUUUGUAAUAAUGUUUGUUUCUCUUAUUUAUUAUGCAAUUUUAAAUUAAAAUAGAACUCUCUAAGUAUAUUCAUGA
Molecule: messenger RNA, 1151 nt
Organism: Paramecium octaurelia
Lineage: Eukaryota; Ciliophora; Oligohymenophorea; Peniculida; Parameciidae
Source: the annotation of a GenBank genome assembly